CGCCACCCCACAGCUGGCUAAUGUGUAUGUACUGCCUGGCCAAGUGGCUGCCGCAAGCAUAUCUCACUCAGAGCUUCUCUGCUUCUGUUGCCCUGCCCUUAAGAGGUCAACAGGUUGUUUUUGUUUCUUUUGCAAACCUGUCAGCCCACUUACUCUCACUGAACUGCUAUCUACGCGACAGCUCAGCCCCAAACAAUUCUGCUACUUACCACAUUUCUAGCACAGGGCUGAUCUGUGCACUUUCCAUUGUACAAAGAAGAAUAGUGCUGACAUCCUGGUGCUGAGGGGGCUGCCAGCUCCUCUGGUUGUUAGGGCAUCAGCGAGUGCAUCCCGGCUCCCAGAGACAGAGAUCACCAAAGCACUUGGGGAGCUUGGCAACAAGCCGGGCGAGGAGACAGGAAGCUGUAAAUGACGAUGAGUUUGGCCUGAGGCCAUAGAUGAAGACUACGCAGGAGUCUGUCUCUAAGGAGGUGAAGAUUUUAACAAGCAUUCCGAGCCAAAAUCAACCCCGCCUAACCCUACACACAAUGCUGAGUUGGAAGUUGCCCAGGCAACUCAGUAUUAAUCAAGUGCCUCAGGUGUUUCGAGAGCAGGGCAUCCUGUUUGGGUAUCGCCAUCCAAGAAGUUCUGCAGCAGACUGUCUCCUCAGCGUCUUCCAGAUGACAAAUGAAACACUAAAUAUAUGGACACAUUUUUUGCCUGCCUGGUACUUCCUAUGGAAGUUAUUUGCCUUGGCCUAUUCGCUGGAUGUCUGGAACGACACGUAUGCCUGGCCCUUCCUUGCCUACAUGCUCACGUGCUGUAUUUAUCCUUUCACAUCCAGCUGUGCCCACACAUUCAGUACGAUGUCCAUCCAGGUUCUGCUAUUGCUUAUUCAACGUAUGUUUUCCCAGAAGAAUGGAUCAAUAGCACUUUCCAUCACUGUUAUGUACCCAUUGCUGUGCUUAACACGGUCAUUAGCACUGGUCUUUCCUGCUACUCCAGGAGAAGCAGGAUGCCUCCAUUGCUUUCUCCCUGAGAACUUCCUACUUCUUCCCAUAUCCUUCUCACCCACUGAAGCAGUAUCUGUGCAGCAGUCGCAUCUCAAGAGCUCUCACUUCAGAUUCCUACAUGGAUCUAGAAUAAAGACUGGACAAAUGCUUGGUGCUCCAUAUCUCCAUUAUAACAGUGAUGUCACAGAAAGGUUCCCUGAAAUAAAGCAGCCCAGGCUCAGUAAAACUCUUCGCACGCUGGCUUUUGCAUAUCCGUACCUGUUCGACAGCACGCCUCUCUUCUACAGGCUAUAUCUGUGUACUGGGGAAAGCUGCAUGGAAAGUGUAAUCCCAGUCCACUACAAGCACUGUGUGUUUGCCUUCCUCACUUGUUUCAUUUUUGCUGCACAUCUUCCUGAAAGACUUGCACCGGGACGCUUUGACUAUAUUGGGCACAGCCACCAGCUUUUCCAUGUAUGUGGCAUCAUUGGCACACACUUCCAAAUGGAGGCCAUCUUUAUAGACAUGAACGCUCGCCGUGACUGGCUCUUAGCUUUCUCACCUCUUCUCUCUUUCUCUCAGACAGCUGGUUCAAUUGGUAUCUCCAUUAUCAUGAGCCUAACUAUCAUUGCGGCUUUCUCAUGGGCUCUCUAUUCCAGACCAAAGUCCUCUAGGAAAGAAAAACUACAUAGGCAUUAAACUUUAAGUAGAGAUUGGUUUUUAGUUACAUUGCUGUAAAUGAGAAAUACCAAGUAACUUUAGUACUGGAUCAAUUAAGGUGAUGAGAUAUUUUGAUUGAUUUUCUUGGGGAAGAUACUUAAGGGGUUUUCAAGAGUGAACCAUUUUAUAUUGCACUGCUUUUUGUACAUAUGACUUUAAAGUUGGAGAGAUUGUGAAAUGGUUUAAAAUCCGGUCAAGUUGAUAUUUGAGCAUGAAAUUAUUUAGAAAAAAAUUAAAACAUUGUAAAAGGGAGAAGUGUAAUAUUUUGCAAGCCAGUAUUUGAGGGCAGAUUUAAUCCAAAUGAUGAAACUCACUGCAAUACCAUCUUCUAAGUCAAGGGUCAUUUAUCUGUGCUGAUUUCAGUUGACUGCUUUAGGGUAGAACCAGGAAACUUUAUUAUUUUGAUUAUAACAUGAUGGUACAUUGUGAUUGUCAGUUCAUAGGCAUAAGUGUCUAUAUUUUAUAUAUUUAAUACAUGGGGUAACAUCUUGAUCCUAUUGAAGUAAAUGGCACUUUUGCAACAGACUUUAAUAAGAGCCAGGAUUUCACCCUAGAAUCCUAGUGUUCCUAGGAUUGGGCCUUUCAGUUCUUCCCUCGGGAGAUUACUCCAGUCUGAGUUCACUGUUAGUAUGUUUUUCUGAUAUUCAGUCUAAAUUUCCUUGGCCUGAUUCUGCAUUUGUUUACGGCCUGAUCAGUCGGUGGGUGUUUUCCAUUGAGUACAAUGAGCUGUAAUUCAGGCCCUUGUAUCAGUGGGGUAGUUCCACUGACUUCAGCAGUUACACUCCUGAUUUACAGUAACGUGAAUGAGAGGAGAAUCAAGCCUCCAUUGCUCCUAAUUAAACCUCUCCACAGUAUGCAGACACCUCACUGAAAGACUAUCACUGAGAAGCCAUCAAAAUUGCAAUCUGGGGUCACAAAUUUUGGCUUGGAAGCAGGUGACACCCUGCGACUGGACUGACUUGCACUCAGCUGGUGACCAGAGAGGUACUAGGCCAGGUUAUAAUGUCUGUUAGAGUAUUUGAUUACUGUUUUUUAUACACAGGAGUGGUACUCAAAUGUCUCAGGCUUUGAGGUUAUCUGUGACUUGAUCACAUAUUGGAUUAUCUGAUACCUUGGAAUAUAUUUUUAUUAAGUACAUAAAUAUAUAAUGCAGAAAAUUACAAUGAGAUUAUCAAGCUUCCUGAUAACUGUAUGGGUUUACUAUAUGUUUUGUAAAUAGUAGCUUCCAUUGAGGUGUAAUAGAUGCACUUUGGGUUGACAGUGCAGCACAAUCUUUAAAUAUAUUCUGGGAAAAACACAAUUUGGAAAUGACCUUACUUUCUUCUGAAAGCUGAUCAAGAUUUCUAUUAAUAUUUAUUAGCACUGGAACAUAAUGUUUUUAUCCAACAUUUUAUUUAAUUAAAAAAAUAACUAUGACAAGAAAAGCGCUAAUAUGUGCUGCUGAUCUGUUUAUCUAUCUUGUCUUUUAGUAUAGCUGGGAAAGUCUGGCUUUGUUUGCGAAAAGUGAUUUAAGAUUCUAUAGGAUUAAUUAAUUUCUUUCUUUCUCAGUUGGUAGUCUAACUUUUCAGAUUCAAUAAGUCCCAUGUUCUGUGACUAUUACACAUACACAAUUAGGUAACUUCAAAUAAGCAGUGGUUCAUAGGAGAACUACCUGUAAAACAACACAUUUCUGUUCGACACGGUAGUCUGCUCCUUCAUCCUUCUAGACCCUACAGCAGUGUCACGUGGGGAUCUGGUCUGACACUUACACAUUUUAAUAGAGCAAAUUAGUUGAGUGUCAUUCCAACAUUUUCUGAUCCUGAAACAUCAGAUGGAAAGAGAAGCCAGAUUAAUUAUAAUGUGAGAGACACAUUCAAAACCAUAUCAUGAAUUAAGCUAUACAGCUGUAAAGAAAUAAAGUCUAUUUAUGAAGAA
Messenger RNA from Gopherus evgoodei (Goodes thornscrub tortoise), 3605 nucleotides. RefSeq names its product progestin and adipoQ receptor family member 5 (gene PAQR5). Lineage: Eukaryota; Metazoa; Chordata; Testudines; Testudinidae. Bases 438 to 1670 code for a protein of 410 amino acids. The transcript has 10 exons. The record is from RefSeq and is a predicted model, not a curated record. Gene Ontology annotation, molecular function: signaling receptor activity. Gene Ontology annotation, cellular component: membrane.